Ordospora pajunii is the source of this 534-nucleotide messenger RNA. RefSeq lists its product as uncharacterized. Gene Ontology annotation, molecular function: small ribosomal subunit rRNA binding. The record is from RefSeq and is a predicted model, not a curated record. NCBI's taxonomy places the organism in Eukaryota, Fungi, Microsporidia, Ordosporidae. The transcript has a single exon. Gene Ontology annotation, cellular component: nucleolus; small-subunit processome. Bases 1 to 534 code for a protein of 177 amino acids.
AUGCAUAGGAAGACACACAAGAACAACAAGAAAAUCGUUAAGGCCUUGAAGGGCGCUGGGUACAGAGAGCCAUUCCGUAUGGUAGCCGAGGAGCAGUUCAUCACAGCAAUGAACAAAUCAAUGCUCAGGCUGAAGCAUAUCACAGACAUAUUUAAAAGCCAGCCGAGGCUUGGCGUGACAAAGUGCACAUACAAAGCAUACCAAAAGCUACGAAAGACACAGAAAAGCGACUUCUGCAGAUAUCUUGAAGUGCUUGACUGCGGCCAUGAACACACAGAAUGCUCAUUUGACUGCAUAGAAGAACUAAUACGGAAUGCAAGCAAGAAAAAGUGGUACAUUCUGGCAAGCAACUCGUAUCAGAUAACCGAGGGAAUCGCAAAAAAGAAAAAACUGCCAGUGAUUACAUGUGUAAAGGGUAGCCUGGAAGUAAAGGCCGAUUUCAAGAUUGUUCCUGUUGACACUGGAAUGAACUCAGGCGCCAGCACAGACGAAAUCGCACGCCUUGGCAUGGUUCUGCAUGAUAGCCGAAGCUAA